Molecule: messenger RNA, 2852 nt
Organism: Eublepharis macularius
Lineage: Eukaryota; Metazoa; Chordata; Lepidosauria; Squamata; Eublepharidae
Gene: RNF167
Product: ring finger protein 167
Exons: 10
Coding region: 574-1692 (372 amino acids)
Biological process (GO): ubiquitin-dependent protein catabolic process; positive regulation of DNA-templated transcription; protein ubiquitination
Cellular component (GO): cytoplasm; nucleoplasm
Molecular function (GO): ubiquitin protein ligase activity
Source: RefSeq, a predicted model, not a curated record
AGCGCGCUGGCGGUGGGGGCUCGGCUGCCCUCGCCGCUGGGGGCGCUGCGGGGCCUGGGCCGGGAGGGGCCGAGCGGGGAAGCGCCCGGACCCCCCUCGCCCAGCCGGGCCUCCCUCGCGGGGCCGUUGUGCGGAGGACCGGGGGGAGGCCGGCCGCGUGGUCAGCCGCGUCGGGGUCCGCUUUGUGGGCCGGGCCAAGUGCGGCACAAGCUCUGCCGAGGCGCCGGACGGGAGGCGGGGCGGCCUCCGAAUGCCAGGGGCGCCCUGCUCACGGGCAGCGUUCCCACGAGCACGACACGCGGGUUCGGAGCCCGCCGCUUGGCGGCCGACGCGAGGAGGGGCGUCCCCGGGCUGCGCUGCCCACGGCGGCCAGGGGCGGGAGCGGGAGGCGCCGCCCUGUCUCCGACUCUCUCUCGCGAGAAGCGCGGCCGUGUUGCAGCGCAGGGGCUGGUAAACAGGAGCCGUCCGGAGCGGAGGCAGCCCGGCCCGGUCCCCGCCCGCCCGCCCGCGGCCCCCCAGCCCGAUGCCGGCGCGCAGGGGAAGGAGCCUCCUGCCGAAACCUCUGCAGCAGCCAUGAUGCCCCCCGUGGCCCCGCUUCCCGUGGCUGCCUGUGUCCUGCUGGCUUGCCUGCUGUUGGAACUCCCAGCCACAAAGGGCUACAUCCACGCUAUGUCAGGCCACAAUUCCAGCGUGGACUUCUCCGACUACCCUGCCCAGUUCGGGAACCCGCUGCCACGCGAGGGACUCCUGGGCUUGUUGGUGGAAGCCAAGCCUGCCAACGCCUGCCAGCCGAUUGAGGCCCCUCCAGAGCUAGCCAACUCAAGCAGCUUCAUUGCCCUCAUCCGGAGAUACGACUGCCACUUUGAUGUCAAGGUGUAUCAUGCCCAGCAGGUUGGGUACCGGGCAGUCAUUGUGCACAACGUUGGCUCAGACAACCUGCUGGAAAUGCAGUGGGACGAUGAGGAACUCCACAAGCACAUCAGUAUCCCGUCAGUGUUCAUUGGUGAAAGAGCAGCCAGCUCCUUGCGCAGUUCCUUCACUUACGAGAGAGGGGCUCAGGUCAUCUUGAUUCCGGAGUACAUCUUCCCCCUGGGCUAUUACCUCAUCCCUUUCACGGGCGUGGUGGGCAUCGUCAUCGUGGUGAUGUGUGCCAUCCUGAUUGUGCGCUGCAUUCAGCACCGGAAGAGGCUGAGGAGGAACCGCCUCUCCAGGGAGCAGCUCAAGAAAAUCCCCAUCCACAAGUACAAGAAAGGAGAUGAGUACGACGUCUGCGCCAUCUGCCUUGAGGAAUAUGAGGACGGUGCCCGCCUGCGCAUCCUCCCGUGCUCUCAUGCCUAUCACUGCAAGUGUGUUGACCCGUGGCUGACGCAGACCAAGAAGACGUGCCCCGUGUGCAAGCAGCGUGUGAUCCGGUCGGCGGAGGAUUCUGACUCUGAUGGCGAGGGGGCAGACCAGCCCCUGCCUCCCCGAGAGGAGGAGGAGGAGGAGGAAGAUGCCAGGGAAGAGCAGGACUCUGAGCGCACCCCCCUGCUGCGCUCCUCACCCCCUGGGCUGCUGGGCCCCUCCUUUGGCAGUGUAGCCCAGUCCCCCCCUCACUACCUCAGUGAAGAGAAUGAGCAAAGGCCCAGCACCCACCAGGCACUGGACUCUCCUCUCUGCUGGGAGGGCCUGGAGCAACCCCUGCGGGUCUAGGCCUUCCUCCCCCCCCCCCCGCCAUUCACUGCUGCCAGGUCACACACCAGUGGAGGGGGGGGACAGCCCUCUUCUGAGGCAGGACAGCGGGGGGGGGGGCUCUGCUUUUACCACGGAGCUUCCAGUAUAUUUUAACCUUUUAUGGGGUGUUGCGUCAGGGGAUGAGCAGCUGCCCUACUUGGGAGGGAAAGUGGAAAAGGAGGUAAAGAGGCAAGGUGGCACCCACCAGCGAAAUUGGGGGGGGGUCCUUGCAGUGGGAGAAGACAGCUUCAGCCCUUGUCUAUCCCCCCCCCGCCCCCCACACACACUUGUCAGGGAAAGCAGGACACACUGGCAGCAACUGGGCCUGGCAUCUCCUGGCACAAGGCUGGGGAGAAGGGCACGGGGUGUGUGUGUGUGUGUGUGUUUGGGGUGGGGAGCGUUGCAAGAAGGGGCCCAUGUGGCCCUGGUUAGAUGGGGAGGGGGGGGGUUGGCGGCUCUGGGUUAGCCUAACAGCCUUUUCCCACCUCUUGUGCAAACUGACAGAGCUGCUGUUCGCAGGGUCCUUUGGAUGCACGUCCGGCCCACACCCAGGGGAGCCCUCCUGAGACCUUUUGCGUCCAGGCUUACUGGCAGCCUCUCGCUUCCCUUUGCCUAGCAAGCCCCAAGCCAUGUGCACUUCCCCGUUUGGCUUUGGAGGGCAGCCGCCCCAGAGUCGCGUUGGAUGUUAGGAGAGGAGGUGCUACUGGGGGAUGUUGGAGGCUAGGAAGAGAAGGGUAUAGAGGAGACCCCUCCCUCCAAACAUGAGACCGGGCCAGUCCUUUUGUAUGCCCCUCCCAAGACACAAUUUUUGAAGGGCCAUUUUCAGCCCUUUGAACUGUUUCUCACCCCUCAUCUUUUACAUUCCUUGAGGCCAAUCCUGAGGUUUGGGAGGGGGUGGCAUCCUGUCUGGUGCCCCCCCCAUGGGACCAAGCUGGGUGGCCACUGCCCUUGCUUCUCCUGAGCACACCAGGUUGAGGGGAGGGGUAGGGGGGGGUUCUCACUGUGCAUCACUUGGCUCUUUGACUGUGUCAGUUUCUUGCAAAGCAGCCAUUUGGGAGCUGGGCCCCUGCUCACCUCUAGCUGCACGAAGCAGCCCUGCCCAGGUCUCUGCUGUAAUCUAUUAAAAGGGAGUUGGUUUA